Molecule: messenger RNA, 1477 nt
Organism: Didymella exigua CBS 183.55
Lineage: Eukaryota; Fungi; Ascomycota; Dothideomycetes; Pleosporales; Didymellaceae
Product: DDE-domain-containing protein
Exons: 1
Coding region: 1-1404 (467 amino acids)
Cellular component (GO): nucleus
Molecular function (GO): DNA binding
Source: RefSeq, a predicted model, not a curated record
AUGGACGAGAAGGGCUUUAUGAUAGGGGUCAUUGGCAGGUCAAAAAGAGUAUUCAACAAGCUUCAAUAUGAGAGGAAGGAGGUGCGGCAGUCUAUACAAGCUGGUAACCGGGAGUGGGUGACAGUGCUGGCUUGUGUAUGUGCUGAUGGGAGUGCUUUACCACCUGGUAUCAUAUAUGAGGCAGCUGGGCCAGCUAUACGAUCGAGCUGGGUGGACGAUAUCAAACCAGAACAGCACUCAGCACACUUCACUACAUCCCCUACAGGCUGGACAAACAACAACGUUGGCCUUGCCUGGCUUGAACAGGUGUUUGAUCGCUAUACCAAGCAGAAAUCACGUGUGCAGUACCGGCUCUUAGUUGUAGAUGGCCAUGGCUCCUAUAUAACGAUGGAGUUUAUCAAGUGCUGUGAUGAUCAUCGAAUUCUGCUGGCUAUACUGUCCCCGCACUCAACCCAGACUCUCCAGCCGUUGGACGUAGUCUGCUUCGCCCCACUGGCUCAUUUCUAUACUAUUGAGCUCACUGAGUACCUCCAGCAAAGCCUAGGGUGGCUCCCAGUCAAGAAAGGUGACUUCUUUCCACUGUUCUGGCGUGCUUGGGUGAAGAGCUUUACAGAGAGUACUGUAUUGAGCUCCUUCAGAGUUACUGGGAUAUGCCCACCUGAUAGUAGCCAAGUACUUGAUCGCUUCACCCACGGAACCCCUGAGGCAGCUGAGAGCUCUGAUUCGUCUACUUCUGUGUAUAGCGGUGACGACUGGGUCAAAGUCCAGAGUCUUAUCAAGGCUGCAGUGAAGGACAACGAUAGUAGAGAGACCCGGAAGCUUCAUCGGACUCUCCACCAUCUAUCAGUGCAGAAUCAGCUUAUACACCAUGAGCUGCAGGGCCUUAAGGAGGCUGUAAAGACUAAGAACAAGCACAACAAGAAGCCUAAAGUACUGCCUCUGCAGCGGGAGCAGGAAUAUUGGAGUGAAGUGACUUUCUGGUCACCUACCAAGCGACGUGAGGCAGAGGAGCGUUAUCAGCUACAACAACAACAGGAGGAAAGAGAAGAGCUUGCCAAAGUAGAGCAGCGGCAAGCACGCGAUAAGAAGAAGCAGGCACAGGAGGGAGAGAAGGAGGAGAGGCGUGUGGCGCGAGAGGAGAGGAAGAAAGUGCAGGAGAAGGAGAGAGCUGAACAGGCAGCUGAAAAACAACGUCAGAAAGACGCCCACAACGCUGCCAAACCUAUACAGUUAUCCCAAACAGGCAAGAAGAGAGCCUCAUUACUAUCUAUACAAAAGAGCAAGCGUCAAAAACGUGUGGUGGAUGCCGUGGGUGGUGCUCAAGCCCAGGAGGCCUCCUCAAGCCAACCACCCGUCACGACGUCACGCGGCCGCAGCGUCAGACUGCCAAGUAAAUUUAAAUAGUACAAAUUAAUCGUCAUACUUCAAUUACUACUACACCACAAUAUUAUAUAUAUUUACCAUUUGUGGGUGGCUG